Messenger RNA from Exophiala xenobiotica, 1499 nucleotides. RefSeq lists its product as uncharacterized. Gene Ontology annotation, cellular component: fungal-type vacuole membrane. The coding region runs from base 180 to 1358 and encodes 392 amino acids. The record is from RefSeq and is a predicted model, not a curated record. The transcript has a single exon. Lineage: Eukaryota; Fungi; Ascomycota; Eurotiomycetes; Chaetothyriales; Herpotrichiellaceae. Gene Ontology annotation, biological process: macroautophagy.
GUGUAUUGCAGACACAUCGUCAUGGAUCUUGGAGCUUGCCACCUACUAUAAGAUGCACCACGUCGCUCGGUUCCAAGCAUUACCACCGUCAGGCUGUGUGUACUUCCUUCCAUUACCUUGACCGCUAUCCUCAGUCACCGUCGGUUGAUCAACCGGGCAAAUCGAAACCAUCUCCCAAUAUGCGUUUUAGCAGCCUCCUCACGGCCAGCAUGGCCUCUGUGGUGGCAGGUCAAGGCCUCACCCAGACGCUGAUGGAUCAGCCUUCUUUGUCCAACUUGACGACCUAUCUGAACCUUUUCCCCACCCUCCUCAAUGAGUUGAGCUCCAUGUCCAACAUUACACUACUGGCUCCCAGCAACAUGGCUUUCGAGACUGCACUCAAUUCAUCCACCGGUGCGGCAUUCACAGCCAACAAUACUGAUGUGAUCUCUGCGUUGUUCUCAUAUCAUGUCCUCAACGGCUCAUACACAAACUUCAGUACAAUGCCCGAGUUUGUCCACACGGCUCUCAUGCCUGGUAUGUACGCCAACGUCACGGGUGGUCAAGCUGUCGAGGCUCUUGCCAGCUCCAACAUGUCCAACGCAACAACGACCUUCUACUCGGGUCUUCUGCAAAAUUCGACCGUGGCCACCAAUGGUACCUUCAACUUCACCGGAGGUGUUGUCCAUGUGGUUGACCACUUCCUGGUCAUGCCAGAAAACCUCACCAACACUGCUGUCCAACUCAACCUACGUUCUGCAGUGGGCGCACUCACCGUUGCCGGCCUAGCUGAUGCGGUCGAUACCAUGAUGGACGCGACCUUCUUCGUUCCAGAUAACGCGGCCUUCCAGGCAAUCGGGUCGGCACUUGCGACGUCUACGCCCCAAGAGCUAGCCCGCAUCUUGCAGUAUCAUGUCGUGAACGGCACUGUGGGAUACAGCAGCAUGUUAACCAACGGAAGCACACUCACUACGAUGGAUGGAAUCCCAGUCACGAUUACUAUCCAAGACAGCGAGAUCUUUGUCAAUAGUGCUCGAGUUGUCACCCAGGACGUCCUUGUUGCCAACGGAGUGAUGCAUGUGAUCGACGGCGUUCUCAACCCUGGCAAUCGCACUGCAUCAGCGCAACCUACGGCAUCGACACAAGCACCUGCCUUCAGUGGUGCGAGCUCUGCAUCCGACACUCCAUUCACAAGUGGCGUGGCUUCUGCCACGACUUCGGUGAACACUGAAGGACCUACAAGUGCCGCUUCCGCCGCUGCAACUGGUGGCUCCUCUGGUAGCUCAAGUUCCAGCUCCGGAGGUGCUAUGCCAUUGAAGACAGGUGCUGUGGGAGCCGCGGCAUUGUUUGGUGGUGCUGCUGCGAUCAUGAACCUGUAAGGACUGUGAGUGGCAGAUGGCAACAGGCGGAUUAGCUAUACGCACUCGCUGCUCGGUUGUCAGAACAACAAGGUGGUUCAACACGAUUAUGAUAUUGCAGAUUAUAUAGCGUGUGUAUUUUACUUCUGACAUGGGUCGAAA